Messenger RNA from Sesamum indicum (sesame), 1042 nucleotides. Its product is annotated as proline-rich family protein. Gene Ontology annotation, cellular component: chloroplast thylakoid membrane. Gene Ontology annotation, biological process: regulation of protein complex stability. The record is from RefSeq and is a predicted model, not a curated record. NCBI's taxonomy places the organism in Eukaryota, Viridiplantae, Streptophyta, Magnoliopsida, Lamiales, Pedaliaceae.
CAAAACUCAGAACCCAACCCUGAACACACAACACAAAAAUCUACCACUCCACAUCUCAAAAUUCUUCCCCUCUCUUCUCAUUCACCAUUCUUUCUUCAAACUCAGACAACAGAUAACUACCGUAGCAGAGAAAUUCAAAGCAUAUUAGCAGUCUGUGUAGCAAAAAUUACGGUUGUUGAAUUGAUAGAUAUAUUAUGAUGGCAUGUGCAUUCUAUGGAAAUGGCUGCACCUUUUCUGCACCAGCAAACAGCACAAGAUCUUUGUUGUUCAACAAGAGCCAGCCCAAGAAGAGGCAAAGCGUUUAUUAUUGCUGUGUCAGAGUGAGGGCUUCUUCUGAGGAUGCUGAUGAUUGCAACACUGAAGAAUGUGCGCCUGAUAAAGAGGUCGGGAAAGUUAGCGUGGAAUGGCUAGCGGGGGAGAAAACCAGAGUGGUUGGUACAUUUCCACCGCGUAACAGAGGUUGGACGGGGUAUGUAGAGAAGGACACAGCUGGACAGACGAACAUAUACUCGGUCGAGCCUGCAGUUUAUGUUGCAGAAAGUGCAAUCAGUUCUGGAACUGCAGGUUCCUCCUCCGACGGAGCAGAGAACACAGCAGCUAUCGCUGCAGGCAUUGCUCUAAUCUCUGUCGCUGCUGCUUCGUCAAUACUUCUCCAGGUGGGCAAGAAUCCACCCGUCGUGCAGACCGCAGAGUACUCAGGGCCGUCUCUCAGCUACUACAUCAAUAAGUUUACACCUGCGGAAAUUAUUGAAGCUUCUGCACCCCCUCCUGAAAGCUCAACAGCUUUGCAAACAGAAACCUCUGCCCAGGAAGUCUCUCAGCCUGAGGUUCAGGUGGAACCUCUGCAGGAAACGUUGCCAUCAGACUCCACUGUCUCUUAGGCUGCUAAUUCCACUAUUUUUCAUAAUUUCUUUCUUCCCCGAUUUUCGUGUAUACACUCGCUUAGUCUGUUGUUUCUGUGACAUAAUACAUCUUGAUGGAUACUGUAUAUUGAUGUCUCCUUUCUCCAGCAGGUACGGUUACCGUAUCGUCCCAUUUUCCA